Messenger RNA from Lecanosticta acicola, 1164 nucleotides. NCBI's taxonomy places the organism in Eukaryota, Fungi, Ascomycota, Dothideomycetes, Mycosphaerellales, Mycosphaerellaceae. The record is from the annotation of a GenBank genome assembly.
AUGCCUCCGCAAAUCAAACAAGAUCUCAACCGUGCAGGAUGGGAGACGACCGACUUGCCCUCCGUCUGCGAGCGAUGUCUCAGCGACAACCCAUACGUGCAGAUGAUCAAAGAAGACUAUGGCGCAGAAUGCAAGCUCUGCAGCAGACCCUUCACCGUCUUCCGCUGGAAAGGAGACCGAACCGCACGGCAAAAGCGCACGGGGAUAUGUCUGACAUGCGCGCGUUUGAAGAACUGCUGUCAGUGCUGCAUGCUCGAUCUGAGCUUCGGUCUACCCAUCACCAUACGUGAUGCGGCCCUGAAGAUGGUCGCGCCGGGUCCACAGAGCGAGGUCAAUCGGGAGUACUUUGCGCAGAACCACGAGCGGGAGAUUGAAGAGGGCAGAGGGUUGGAAGGAUAUGAGAAGACGGAUGAGAAGGCGAGAGACCUGUUGCGGAGAUUGGCAAGCUCAGAACCCUACUACAAAAAGCAGCGACGGCUGGAACAGGAGGGGGAGGAAGAGGGAGGACAGAAGUUGUUGAAGGGGUCAGACGGAACACACAAGCCUGGACCAAUUCGCACAGCAAAGUCAGCAUAUGGCUCGGCGUACGGCCCACCACCCAGCAGAGGAGGCCCGUCCGGCAGAGGAGGUCGCGGGGGAGCCCGAGGAGGCCGAGGGUUUCCGUCGGCUGCAGCGGUGCCCAUCAAGCCCGAGGACAUUCAGCCGCCUGCAGACCAGAACAUCACAUCGCUCUUCGUCACCGGCGUGGAGGACGACCUACCGGAGCACGAAAUCCGAACGCAUUUCCAGCAGUACGGCGCUCUGAGAUCCGUGGUCUGCAGUCAUCGAUCACAUUGUGCAUUCAUGAAUUACAUGAACCGCGCGGGCGCGGAGGCCGCUGCCGCUGCUUGCCAGGGCAAGGCCGUUGUCAAGGGCGUACCGCUGCGCGUACAGUGGGGACGUCCCAAGCCCCUCGACAACAUGGACCGUGAUCAGCGCAUGGAGAACGCGAAAGCGGGACGCACGACCGCAGGCCCGGGCAAGGCGAUUGCUGGACCGUCGGGCAGGAAAGCGAUUGCGGGCCCCUCUGGACAAGCAUCCGCGGACGACUUGGACAGCCUGGCAGCCGUCGCUCCUCCGCCUGGCGAAGGCGACGUUGAAUAUGCGGCGAUGGCAGGAGAGUAG